AAUCAAGCCUCCAUUCUCCAACCCCAUCAUAUAAACGCAAGGUCCCUUUAAUUUCUCGCCAAAUCUUCAGCCCCUCACUGCGUUCUGCCGUCUGGUCGUGUCGUCAGCAGCUUCUCAAGCUUCAAGCGAUUCGAUUGUCUCACUAAAGAAUGGAUGCAUUAACUCUGAGGAAAAAGGUACAGAGGAAAGCUAAAAUCAGAGGGUUGUACAGCAUCAAACUAGAAGCUCUUGAUGAGAUUGUUUCCUUCGUUUCUCGCUUCCAUGGCUGCGAAGAUGACGCUAUAGAUCUUGUUCUUGACAAUCUUCAUGACGAAUCUUUGAAAUCUUCGAUAUUAGACAAGGAUGCGGUGCAUCGGGUUGUCAGCAUUAUGCUUGCAGCUGAUGAAGUGGGAGAAGAGAGUCCCAAUACCAUUACCAGUACAUCUGCUCUUUGCAUCAUCGACGCUUUUGAUAUCUCCAAGUUUCGUUAUGAUCCCAUCAAAAAGAUCUUCUAUCUACACACAGGAAAACUUCCAAUUCAUGGGGAUGCUCCUGCUAAAGCUGCUUUAUAUAGAGAUAGAUUUCUUCUGCUUUCCCAAAGGCUCUCCCGAGAUCAGCAUUUCUCCAAACCCGCUUUUGACACUGGCAUGUCUCAUUUUGGAAGUUGUGAGAUUUCUCCUAUUCAAUCUCUGGUGGGGCAAACAGGGAGAAAAUGGGUCAUGGGAGUGAUCUCUCAAAUGGAGGACGGCCACUUUUACUUGGAGGACCUUACUGCGUCUGUGGAGAUUAAUUUAUCUAAUGCUAAGAUAACUACAGGUCUGUUUACAGAGAACACCAUUGUUGUAGCAGAAGGAGAGAUGCUCGUGGAGGGUAUUUUUCAGGUUGUUACAUGUGGAUUUCCUCCAUUAGAGGAAAGGGACAAGUCUCUUAAAUUGCUAGCAGGCCAGGACUUCUUUGGAGGUGGUGCUCUAUCUAAAGAGGAGACUCUCAGGCUUGCAGAUCUGGAGAAGAAAGCUGUUAAUGAUAUGUUUGUCAUACUCUCGGACAUUUGGUUGGAUAGUGAAGAGGCCAUGGGAAAACUGGAGACCAUACUUGAUGGUUUCGAGAAUGUGGAAGUGGUUCCUUCCUUGUUUGUUUUGAUGGGGAAUUUUUGUUCCCGUCCAUGUAAUCUUGCCUUUAAUUCUUUCUCAAGUCUCAGACUACAAUUUGGUAAGUUAGGAAGAAUGAUAGCAGCUCAUCCACGAUUAAUAGAGCAUAGCAAGUUUCUUUUUAUUCCUGGUCCAGAUGAUGCAGGACCAUCCACAGUUCUACCUAGGUGUGCUUUGCCGAAGUUUUUAACCGAAGAGCUUCAGAUGCACGUCCCAAAUGCCAUUUUCUCUAGUAACCCUUGCAGGGUCAGAUUCUACACCCAGGAAAUUGUAUUUUUCCGACAGGACCUGCUUUAUAGAAUGCGCCGUUCCUGUCUCAUACCACCUUCCACAGAAGAAACGAGUGAUCCUUUUGAGCAUCUUGUUGCUACCAUAACUCAUCAAAGUCAUCUCUGCCCUCUUCCUCUGGUUAUCCAACCAAUUAUCUGGAAUUAUGACCACUGUCUUCAUCUUUAUCCUACUCCUCAUGUGAUAGUUUUGGCGGAUAGAAGUAAGCAACAAGCAUUCAAAUACACAGGAAUCACUUGCUUUAAUCCUGGUUCCUUCACAAAUGAUAGCACUUUUGUGGCGUAUCGUCCUUGCAAUCAAGAAGUUGAACUGUCUGCCUUGUAAAUCAUUACAAACUUUAGGCCAGAGUCAAAGCGGUCACUUUCUGCGGCAUAACAAUUCGUUUUCAAAUUUUGAAGGAGAGAUCCUAUAGUAUCAUUCUUUAUCGUGGGAGUUGCAUUGUGCACACCAAGAAUUACCACUGGCUGGAAUUUCAUUCUAUGCUGAAGAAGGGUUUUGUGAUUUCUAUUCAUGACAAACUCGAAACUUUGGUGUAGAAUAAGGAAUCUCUUUAGAUGUACAGUUGUAAAUCUGAGUAACAUAUUCUUUAGUCUGUAAACUUUUAACGGUGGAUGGCGUAUUGAUCAACAACUAACCUAAAAGGUCUCCUACAUGAUGGGGUUUUCUUUUCCUUCUAAA
This is a messenger RNA of Benincasa hispida (wax gourd), 2093 nucleotides long. RefSeq names its product DNA polymerase epsilon subunit B2 (gene DPB2). Gene Ontology annotation, molecular function: DNA binding. NCBI's taxonomy places the organism in Eukaryota, Viridiplantae, Streptophyta, Magnoliopsida, Cucurbitales, Cucurbitaceae. Gene Ontology annotation, biological process: DNA-templated DNA replication; error-prone translesion synthesis. The record is from RefSeq and is a predicted model, not a curated record. Gene Ontology annotation, cellular component: epsilon DNA polymerase complex.